AAACCCGCCAUCAAAAUCCUCAGGUAGCUCUGUAGCUCCAUCAUCUACAACACUGAACCAAAGAAACGACCAAAAACAGAGAAACUGAAAUAAUGGGAGAUAUUUAUAAUACAUGUUCUUCUUCAUCGACAGGAGGCGAUCACCGUUCGUCAGAUGAAAUGUCACUUUUUCUCCAUCAGAUUCUCCACCAUUCUUCUUCUUCUUCUUCUUCUUCAAUGUCUUCAUUGACGUUGUCGUCAUGCUCUUCAUUUGCGGCUUAUUCGGGUCCACAGGCGCAGUCGUUUGCGGCGCCACUGUCUUUUCAUCCUCACCAUUCAUCACGAUCAACGCUCGUGAAGGAUGGGAUCUCGGGCUGUUUGGAUUCGGGUGAUGGAGUGAACGUUGGUUUAUUCUCGGGGAAUGUGCGAGGAGCUGCGGCUGCGACAGCUAAUGCCUCGUCUUUGUCCAUUGGAGGAACUAAUAGCGAGAACGAGACUGAUUGCGAUUGCGAAAGCGAGGAGGGUCUUGAAGCUUUGGCAGAGGAGGUACCAGCAAAGCCAGCUCCCCCACGCAGUUCAUCCAAAAGAAGCAGAGCUGCAGAAGUUCACAAUUUAUCUGAAAAGAGGAGAAGGAGUAGGAUAAACGAGAAAAUGAAAGCGCUUCAAAAUUUGAUUCCAAAUUCUAACAAGACUGAUAAGGCUUCCAUGCUUGACGAAGCUAUUGAAUACCUCAAGCAGCUUCAGCUCCAAGUACAGAUGUUGUCUAUGAGAAAUGGAAUAAGUUUGCAUCCAAUGUGCUUACCUGGAUUGCUACCGCCAGUCCAACUCUCUCAAUUAAGCAGGGGAUUUGAUGAGGAAAGUGGGUCUCAGCAUAUGAAUAUAGCAUGUAGUCUUCCGAUAAACCAAGAAAACCAAGAACAAAUUAUCUUCGAUCUCCCAAAUCAAUGUUCUGUCUCAAACCAGCUAUCAGUACCCAACAUAAUAAAUUCUGAAACUUCAUUUGGCGUGGAUUCAUCUAUCCGAGCUCAUUUUGGGCCUUUCCCACUUCGUUCAUCUACUGAGGAAAUUUGCAGGGAAGAUGUGCUGCCACAUCAUCAGCUUAAUGCAGAUCAUUCAGAAAGGAUGCCAUCCGGUGUGUAUCCUAUGGCUAGUACCUACAUAUUGUUUGAAUUUGAAAUGGGAGCUGCAGCUACAGCACCACUUCACUUUGAAACACAAGCAUCUAAUUUGAACGGCAGCAACUCUUUAGGCACAUGCAUGAUAGGAAGAGACCAAAGUGAAUGACAGGAAGAGGGGGAAGUGUUUCCUGUGAUGAAAUUAAGAUAGAAAGAGGAAAUAUUUGAAAUGAAAAUCCUCGAACUGACUUCACAAUGCCCUCCAACUUAUGUUUUGACGUUGCUAUUGGGGUCAAUCAAGAAACUGGCCUUUUGGACAUGCAUCCAUCUUCGGUGAGCAGCACUCGUACCUUCGAUGCAUUAGGUGAUUCUCACUUGGAAGAAAACUAACUGUCAUAGUUGUUAGAUAUGCCAAAGUUGUUCACAUGAAUAAAAGCAAUGUAAUUGAAUCCUAACACAGGCUGCAGCCUUAGGUAAAUUAUUUUCAUAUCUAUAAACAUUGAAUUAUAUUCUCUUGCUAGUUACA
Jatropha curcas is the source of this 1619-nucleotide messenger RNA. RefSeq names its product basic helix-loop-helix (bHLH) DNA-binding superfamily protein (gene ALC). The record is from RefSeq and is a predicted model, not a curated record. Gene Ontology annotation, molecular function: protein dimerization activity. NCBI's taxonomy places the organism in Eukaryota, Viridiplantae, Streptophyta, Magnoliopsida, Malpighiales, Euphorbiaceae. Gene Ontology annotation, cellular component: nucleus.